This is a messenger RNA of Cydia strobilella, 4137 nucleotides long. RefSeq names its product electron transfer flavoprotein-ubiquinone oxidoreductase, mitochondrial (gene Etf-QO). The coding region runs from base 48 to 1868 and encodes 606 amino acids. Gene Ontology annotation, biological process: electron transport chain. The record is from RefSeq and is a predicted model, not a curated record. The transcript is spliced from 15 exons. NCBI's taxonomy places the organism in Eukaryota, Metazoa, Arthropoda, Insecta, Lepidoptera, Tortricidae. Gene Ontology annotation, cellular component: mitochondrial inner membrane. Gene Ontology annotation, molecular function: iron-sulfur cluster binding; electron-transferring-flavoprotein dehydrogenase activity.
CGUAAUCGUAAUAGUUAGUGCAGUAUCGGAACGCAUGCUGUAAAAAUAUGGCGGCGGCAAUUGUUAGUUCGGCUCGUCAGGUGGGGAGGCUAACAAAUGCUGCCAGAAGACUUUAUUCAGACCAAUUCCCGAAAAUAACAACACAUUAUACGAUACACCCUAGAGAUAAGGACCCAAGAUGGAAAGAUAUAAACAUGGAGCGUAUGGCAGAGGAGACAGACAUCCUGAUUAUUGGUGGUGGUCCAGCGGGCAUGGCUGCGGCCAUCAGAGCUCGACAGAUUGCAGAGGAGAAGGGAGCUGAAGUUCGAGUAACUCUACUAGAGAAAGCCGCCGAGGCCGGAGGCCACAUACUCUCAGGGGCCUGCGUGGAUCCCAUCGCGUUGAAUGAGCUCAUCCCCGACUGGAAGGAGAAGGGGGCACCCAUGGACACGGUGGUUAAUUCUGACAAGUUCGGAUACUUGACCAAGAGCGGGAGGAUUCCUAUCCCGGUUUUACCAGGUAUGCCUAUUUACAACCACGGCAACUACGUUGUCCGGUUGGGACACCUGGUCAGAUGGAUGUCGGAACAGGCUGAAGCGGCCGGUGCCGAGGUAUGGCCGGGCUGCGCAGGCGCCGAGCUCCUCUACCGCGACGACGGUUCCCUGAAAGGUGUGGCCACAGGGGACGUGGGCAUCGCCAAGGACGGGAGCCCCAAGGACAUGUUCGAGCGCGGCAUGGAAUUCCAUUCCAAGAUCACCAUCUUUGCUGAAGGUUGUCACGGACAUUUAACAAAGAUGGUGUCCAAAAAGUACAAUUUAAGAGAGAAGAGUGAACCUCAGUCAUAUGGUAUCGGUCUGAAAGAGUUGUGGGAAGUCAAACCUGAGAACCACAAACCCGGCCUAGUCGAGCACACAAUCGGCUGGCCGUUGGACAAGAACACAUACGGCGGUUCCUUCAUCUACCACCUACAAGUGCCCGAGGGCGAAGCUCCCUUAGUGGCGAUGGGCUUCGUCAUAGGACUGGACUACGCCAACCCGUACCUGAGUCCGUUUAAGGAGUUCCAGCGAUUCAAGCUGCAUCCAUAUGUGAAGCCACUGUUCGAAGGUGGAUCUCGGAUAGCGUACGGCGCUCGAGCCCUCGUGGAGGGCGGCUGGCAGUGCAUGCCGGCGCCCGCGUUCCCCGGCGGCUGUCUGGCCGGCGACACGGCCGGCUACCUCAACAUGCCCCGCAUCAAGGGCACGCACAACGCCAUGAAGAGUGGCAUGUUGGCGGCCGAGGCCGCGAUGGAUCUCAUAAUAUCGGGCGAGGCCACUCACGACAAAGGCGUCGUGCCCUCUGCAUACGAAGACAGGCUUAAGCAGUCCUUCGUUUACAAGGAGCUGAAGCAAGUCCGCAACGUGCGGCCGUCCUUCCACACGAAGUUGGGGCUAUGGGGCGGUCUGGCGUACGGUGGCUUCUCCGUGAUCUCGCGCGGAGCCGAACCCUGGACCUUCAGCCAUGGAGGAGCGGAUCACGCGAAGCUAAAUCCGGCGAAGGAAUGCCAGCCCAUCGAAUACCCGAAACCUGACGGAGUCGUCACGUUCGACUUACUAUCCUCCGUCGCGUUGACAGGCACUAACCACGAGGGCGACCAGCCGCCGCACCUGACGCUGCGGGACGACUCCGUGCCCGUCGCCGACAACCUCGCCGUGUACCACGGGCCCGAGGCGCGGUUCUGUCCCGCAGGUGUAUAUGAAUUUGUACCAAUGGAAACUGGAGACGGACAGAGACUACAGAUAAAUGCACAAAACUGCAUACAUUGUAAGACGUGUGACAUCAAGGACCCCUCGCAGAACAUCAACUGGGUGGUGCCCGAGGGCGGCGGCGGACCCGCGUACAACGGCAUGUAGACCCCACCGCCACGCCGACUUAUUAUAUACCUCCUUCUAUACCCCUAAACCCUCUUCCACACCAAACAAUCUAAUUGCUAAUCAGAUCGGUCAAUUGAAUUACGAAUAAUCUUAAUCUUAUAAUAGUUAUUUACGAUACAAGUGCGGAAAAGAGGAAAUUCGAAACGAGUGGCGAUAAAUUAAAACACGACCGCAGGGAGUGUUUUAAAUCGACACGAGUUGCGAAUUACCUAUUCGCACGUGUAUCGUACAACGUUUUACAGUACAUAUGGCCCUUUAAACUUUCGACAUAUGCACGAAAAGUGCUCUUUUACGCACUAGUGCAAGAAAGUAACACCAUAUGUACUGUAAAAUUUUAUUUCGACCCGAAAAUAUUUUAUUUACUUACCGAUAAUACGUUACGCCACUAUCUUUUUAGGGUUCCGUACCCAAAGGGUAAAAACGGGACCCUAUUACUAAGACUUCGCUGUCUGUCUGUCUGUCUGUCCGUCUGUCACCAGGCUGUAUCUCAUGAACCGUGAUAGCUAGCCAGUUGAAAUUUUACAGAUGAUGUAUUUCUGUUGCCGCUAUAACAACAAAUACUAAAAACAGAAUAAAAUAAAUAUUUAAGAGGGGUUCCCAUACAACAAACCUGAUUUUUUUACCGUUUUUUGCGUAAUGGUACGGAACCCUUCGUGCGCGAGUCCGAGUCGCACUUGGCCGGUUUUUUCUUAACAGUGGAUUGAUUUUUACACGUUUUUAAGGCGCAACACGGCUUUAUCGCGUUUUGUUGACACACAUACGAAUGCUAAGAGCGUUGGCGAGUGAUAAAAAUCUGUUAUAACGAGUUGCUGCCGCCCAGCAUCAACGCAUGGAGCAAAAUAUAUGUUGUAUGUGACGGCUCUAUACGAAGUAAUAUUUCAAUGAUCUGAAAGUCAUAAGUUGAAUACCAUCAGUCGCACUGUAUACUGAUUGAUAGUAUUACUGUUAUCCUCACAUAAGAAUACUGUAUUUUGUCUAGCCAUUUUUGUCACUAGAUAAAAUAACACAUAUUUAUAUCAUAAAUGUAAUUGUACAAUGGAAUCAUUUACCUAUGACUGACUGAUUGAUUCAGUCUACAACUACAUUAGGAUGGUAUUCCAUCUGUCAAAUGUCUUGGUCCAAUGUGCAUUGCGUCUCACUCUCUCAUUAAAGUCAUAAAGCAAAAUGUGAGACGCAAAUACACAUUGAACCAAGAAAUACCACCCGUAGUCACAUUAUAAACAGCACAAAAUCUUAUGAUACCUGUAAAUACAUUCUGCUAUCCUAUAUUCAAGGACAACCAGUGUCGAAAGCUCAUUCAACUGUUUACUUUAUAACACAUUGCUUUCACAUUUAUUUUAAUUAUUUUUAUCUUUAGGUUAAGCGGUUAUCACAUGCGCCGCCUACAAACCGCGCCAGUGUGAUAACCGCUUUAUCAACAAGCAUACUGUAUAUCGCGACAGAAAUAAUCUAAAAACUGUCGGGCUGAGCUUGCCGGGAAAAAAACUUAAAACAUGGAAUAUGUCUUCGCCGCUUAUAUUUAUUUACACGUGUUUGUGACGUGAAUGAAACUUGUGUCAAAUAAUGGCUACUACAUAGUUAUUACUAAAUAACAACUAAAGAAUCUGCUAAAAAUAGUAGUGUAUGUAGGCUCCAAAGUAAUUUAUCUGUUUUAACUGUUAUGGUUACUAGUGGGUAAUCUCUUAUAUGCCUUGAUAUGCGUCGUUCUCAAGUAAAAGAUACCACAUUGUCGCUUACCAUAAAGGUGAAAUUUGCUUGCAUCUCUAUACUAAUAACCUGUUAGAGCGUGCUUGUGGUAAGCGACAAUGUGGUACCUUUUACUUGAGUACGACACAUAUGCUUAUUUACAGUUUUGAGAAAACAUUUUAUUAAACGAUUCCUUUUGAUCGUUGUAACUACUGCCAUUGAAAUCAAAUAUUCACUAGCAAAAUCUUCAUAUUGUAUACCUAUUUUCUAUUACAGUUUAAUCAGAAAAAAUAUUGUUUAUGCAACUUGACCUUUUUGUAUAGACAGACAACAGAUAAGUAAAUACGCACAUAUUGUUUUAUACACUGUAGUUAAAAUUUUCGAUUGGUCUUUUGACUAAGUAGUGAAGCAUCAUGGAGCUGUGUACAUUGUAUGUUGUUAUAUUUUAAAAUAAUCGAUAAAUUAUUAAAUGUACCGUGCAAAUGUGCGAGUGUUAGAUAUCCGAUUUUAGUAUAAGCGUUAUUUUAUACAAAGUUUUCAUGAAUAAAUGAUUAUUUUAGUA